This is a messenger RNA of Phycomyces blakesleeanus NRRL 1555(-), 339 nucleotides long. RefSeq lists its product as hypothetical. The record is from RefSeq and is a predicted model, not a curated record. NCBI's taxonomy places the organism in Eukaryota, Fungi, Mucoromycota, Mucoromycetes, Mucorales, Phycomycetaceae. Bases 1 to 339 code for a protein of 112 amino acids. The transcript has 7 exons.
AUGGACAAAAAAGAAACACUCAAUCAGGCCACAAGUGAUCACGCUCCUAAUUAUCUGCAGCCAAAGAAACUGUUUAGAAGUAUGUGUGGGAUUCUCAAAGAGGAAGCAAUGUCAACCAAGAAUCGAGAAAAUCUCCCGAUUUCAGAUAUUAUUUGUGAUCCGACAACAGAACGCAGGAAUCAUGGGCUUAAACUUGUCGAGCUAUUCCAACCGGAACUUGAACUUAACGCAAGUCUCUUAAAUGAACCUCAUAAUCGAUUAUUGUUAGAUAGCCUAAAAGGAUUGUUUAAUAGCCUUCUGAAUAACAUGAGGACAGCAGAACCUUAUCAAACUUACUAA